AUGACAUCCUCACAAGCAGGUAACUAAUCUCCGAUGUCUAAAAGCACUGGCUAGUUUAGAAAUAAAACAGAUAGCGGUCAACACUUUUAUAGCACAUCAUAGUCAAUGAAUUAAUCAAAUUCUUCAAAACUUUUUGCAUGCCCAAACAUUGUUGGAAUGUCUCAGUAUGUAAGCGCUUCCUCUCUACGCCAUGCUUCACCUUAAAUUAGUUUUUCAAAGUAAGAAAGAUUCCCAGAGCUUAAAUCCAGUGAAUCUACAUUAUCAUAGAGAAUUAAUUUACCCAGCACAAACUCUCCUAAAUCUUGCACUUUUGGGUUCGGGUAAAAACAAUUCAUUCCACAACACGUCUUGAGAAAUGCUAAGGAUAACCCUUCACCAAAUCAUUAUUAAUCCGCAAAGUCGAACUCCCCUUUAAACACAACUCAUCACGGAAGAUCAUUUGGAAUUCCUUUCCAUUAUUACUACAGAACUUAUAUUCCAGGAUAUAAAGUUCAAUGCACAGAAGUAGCAAAAGAAUUACCUGGAGUUGGCUAAUAUGAAAUCACAAAAGAACCUGGAAAAGAUAAAUUGAAGUUUUCUUUAUUCGGAAAGCCAAGAGAUAGAAAUUAUAACUCAGACUUCCCUGCAUGUAAUCACUACAAUCCAAAUCCAGUCCUAGAACUAAAUGCUCGCUAUACCAAACUCACCUUUGGAAAAGGUAACAAAUAUGACUUCACAAAAUAAAAUAGAAAUAUUAACCCUGGUCCAGGCACAUAUAAAUUACCUUCGCCUUUUGAUAAAUUCAGCCCUUUAAAUAGAAACAAAAAAGAUGUAAGAAGGACAGCCUUCAUAUGA
Messenger RNA from Tetrahymena thermophila SB210, 834 nucleotides. RefSeq lists its product as hypothetical. Lineage: Eukaryota; Ciliophora; Oligohymenophorea; Hymenostomatida; Tetrahymenidae. The transcript has a single exon. The record is from RefSeq and is a predicted model, not a curated record.